Molecule: messenger RNA, 1661 nt
Organism: Macaca mulatta (Rhesus monkey)
Lineage: Eukaryota; Metazoa; Chordata; Mammalia; Primates; Cercopithecidae
Source: RefSeq, a predicted model, not a curated record
CGAGGCAGUAAGAGAUCUCAAAGCAUCUUUGAGAUGGAGGAAAGCUUGCCAGGAGAACAAUUGCACAUCCCUCCACUCCUCAUGUUCUCAGUUUGUUCUUCUCUGUGAUGCAACCGGUAUCAUGAGAACAGCCAGCAGCAGCUCCAGCAUGAUGAAAUUUUCACUCCUUGACAAGUGUAAGAAGCCGAAAAACUAUGCCCAGCCAGAAGUUUUGUGUCACACGUUUGACACACUGUCUAACCUCCACAAGCUGCUUCCUAAUCACCUAAUGGAGACGCUUUAUUCAUACAGGAGUGAAGAGGACAAGAAAAAAUGUGAGAAUCCUGAGCUCUCUGGCUUGGAAAGAAUCUUAGCAAGACAUGAAUUGCCAAAAGAGAUUAAUCUGACCCCAAAGCCGAACAGAAUGCCCCUGUGGAAAAGAAAAAUCAUCAACAAUGUAACUGACGGGUGGAAGAAAUGUCACUUGCUGACGAGAAACACGAAAGAGCCUCCAAUGUCCACCAUAGUUGUCAGAUGGCUGAAAAAGAACAUGCAACCCACCGAAGACCUCAAGUCAGUGAUCUGUAGGCUGUCCGCAUUUGGCCCAAUUCAGUCAGUCACUGUUUGUGGACGUCAAAGUGCUAUAGUGGCAUUCAAAGACAUGACUUCAGCCUGUAAUGCUGUGAGUGCUUUUCAAAGUAGGACCCCAGGCACCAUGUUCCAGUGUUCCUGGCAACAACGAUUCAUGUCAAAAGACAAAACUUAUUCAAAAAAAUGUACCCAGAAGACACAGCCUAAGGAAUGUAAGCAGGAAACUGAGAAAACUGCCAACAACAGCUAAAGGGACACAAACAGGAAAAUCAUGGUGCCUUUUGGGUAUAUCAGAACCUACCUGAAGUUCACAAACUCUAAACAAUGAACGCUCGACUCUGUUGUAUGAAGUAGCCACAAUUACCAACCUUCCUGCACAAAUCAAACAAGACAUACCAUAAAAUAGGAAUGAUGCUGAAACUCUACAGCUUUUGCGUGAAACACAUAGAAGAAGAAAAGAAAAACAGGACAAACUCCGAGGGCAGGCUCCACCUGACUAGAGGAUUCCAAUGAAGAACUCAAACUGGACACCAAAUCCACAUAGUUCUGCCUGGCAGUUUCCUGAAUGGAAGAUGACAAACAGCCUCAGCCCAUGGUCAAUGAAUAAGCACGUUGAGAAAGUUACUAGACUAAUAACUAGCAUCUUGCAAUGAAGAAAGAAUAGAAGCACAUCAAGAUCUUGAAGGCUCCAUUUAUAAUGGCUUAAUGAGAAGCACCAAACUUCUUUAGAAUGACAGCAAAUAAAAGCAGAGUAACUAGUAAAUUCACCUUGGGCAGGCUGCCAAGGGCAUUCCAUGCAUCCCAUUUGGCCUUGUUGAUCAAGUCAAAUACACCUGGUUUGGGCAUGUUACAAGGUCCUUCAGUGGCCUGUGAAAAGGAGAGGGGCAAUAUAGUCAAGUGACCAUGUAAACUGGAUCCCUAAAUAUUUAAGACCCAUAAAAUCCACAGGCGCAUGAAUGCCUCCCCCAAAUCCUUUCACAGGGUAUGUAAAUUGAUCUGAAUUCUCCCCUCCAGUCUUUUUGGUGUUAUUGCCAAAAAUGCACAAACAACAGAAAAAAGACUGGAAAUAAAUAACUGCCUGUCUAUGAAAA